Molecule: messenger RNA, 820 nt
Organism: Hordeum vulgare subsp. vulgare (domesticated barley)
Lineage: Eukaryota; Viridiplantae; Streptophyta; Magnoliopsida; Poales; Poaceae
Product: nucleolar protein 58
Exons: 4
Coding region: 62-520 (152 amino acids)
Source: RefSeq, a predicted model, not a curated record
AAACCCGAACCAAGGAGUCGCCUUCCUCUUCCUCCUCCUCGGCCUACCGCGCGGCGGCGACAUGGCGGCGGGCGGCGACCUGACCGACGAGGAGCGCAAGGCGCUUCGGGGGAGCAAGUUCGCGCCCCUCCCGGCGCCCCCGCCGUCCUCCCGCCCCAACCCGAGGACGGCCCAUCCUGGAGGACCACUAACUACAAACAAGGCUGCUGCUUUAGCGAAAUUCCUGGAGAGGAAACUUCAGCAACCUGAUGGGUUGGACUCUCUGAAUCCUGAUCUUGUAAAUUUGGCUGUGAAAAAUGCAAAGGAAACCAUAAAGGCAAGCAAGGGUGAGGCCUCCACUUCUGGGAGAGUAGUACGGCAUGUACCAUCAUUUGAUGAUUCCUCCGAGGUUUCUAAUCAAGAUGACGGGGAGCAGAGAAAGGAAAAGAAGAAAAAGAAAAAGAAAAGGAGGAAAACAAAGGCCGCUAAAGAUUCUAAGCUCCACAAUACAUCAAAGAAGAAAAAGAAGUUAUCGCUAUGACUCCUGAAUCUCCAUGGGACUAUGGAGUUAAACGAAUGCAUCACUUUUGCACCCCUUGGAUCUCUUGGUUUCAUCUGAACCUCAAUCCGCACUGUAAACCUAGCAAUGGCAUCCUCAAGGGGGCCCCUCACAGUGAACAAAAACACUUGGGAACCCCAGAGUGCAAAGCUGAAUGUAGUCGGUUCCAGUCUAACGGUUCCGGUACCAUUGAGUUCCCCGGAAACAUCGAUCUAUCUGCACUUCAUUGUUGUUGUCGAAUGCUGUUUACAACAUGAUGCAGCUCGCUAUCUGCUUGAGGUA